Paramuricea clavata is the source of this 606-nucleotide messenger RNA. Lineage: Eukaryota; Metazoa; Cnidaria; Anthozoa; Malacalcyonacea; Plexauridae. The record is from the annotation of a GenBank genome assembly.
AUGGAGUGGUCUCCUGAAUUUCGUUGUGUUGAGUUUGUUAUAAACCCAGUGGUAAUCGGUGUAGGGGGCUUUCGUGAAGCAUUCUCUGCAACAAGUCGUCGAGAUGACUUCAACACUUCCACUUGGGUAGUCAAGAAGUAUUUAGCAAAUGCAUUGGAGAAUAUUAAGGCGACAAAUCAGACUCCCGAGCAGCACACAAGGAAGAUGGUGCAAAUGCACCUACUUGCACAAAACUUUGCCAAGCAGCUCCAGCAAGAGGUGUGCAAGCGAAAUAAUGAAGAGGUGUAUGGUGAGUUUAUGUCUUACAACAAUAUUUACCUGGGAAAGAUGGAUGAUGGUGAAUUUGUUACUGUUGAAGAGUUUGUUAAAGGAAACUUUGACAAGUACAUCAAUAAUGAUGGAACUCUUUGUGGCACUUCAACUUACAUCCACAUGAAAGCUGAGAGCUUGUCUCAAUAUUCCUAUGUGAGAUCCCAUGAGAAGCUGAUGGUGGUUGAUAUCCAGGGCAGCAGCCAUAAGUUAUUCGACCCGGAAAUUGCCUCAUAUGAAUUGCAAGAGGAUGACAAGCAGGACAUUGGGUGCAAACACCAGUUGUAUGGAUAUUAG